AUGUCUCGAAACAACCAAUACGACUCUAUCGGCGCAAGGAACCAUCCUCUACACAGGUCGAGCAUCCUGAAUCCUGCGCCGUCUUCAAAACGACAAGCCUCAUUGACGUCUAUGGACGACGUCAAAUUUAUGGAGCAUGUACCUGCAAAGGAUGACAAAAAGCUCAGGUCAGAAUCAUGCAAGCCAUCGACACUUCGAUUUGCACGCAAGCCAAAGCAAGCAUUGAGCGUCUCAUCUCAAGAUUCGUCCAUCGUAAGGCCAGCCACAGUGCAUGCGAUUACUGGCACAAUCGACGAGUUUCUGGACGAUGUUAAAUGCAAUGGAUAUGUCCUGCCCUCUACGCAAUCCGACAUUGGCCGGCGCCUGUCUCGGCUUGAAGAUCGAGAACACAUCCUUUCGCCCAUCAGUGAGACUCCAGAGUCGUAUCCUGGCGGUUUCCAGCCAAUGACACUAACCUAUAGUCUACCAAAGGUCAACAGCGCUACAAAACCAUCACUAUCAGAGCCACCAAAGGCUUUGUCGGUGCAACGAAAGCAAUCGCCAAGCGCGGUCUGGUCGAAGCUUGGCUCACGAGCCUAUCACUUCAUCGGCGAAGACAGCACAGUAUACUCGCCGCGGCUUCCUACAACACCGCCCGCCUUCACUCCUGUAUUACCAUCUCAUGCUACUUCAGCCACAAAUAUCAACGUGCCAAUGUCUGGAGCCGCCAUCACAGUUACGGCAUCGGUUCCAACAGCAAUUGAGACAGUACACAUGCCGGCAAGCGAGACUGCAAGCAUUCUAUCUAGCUCUUCGGUCGCUAUGGGUCCUACGCAGUCAAGUUCUAGUCCAACUACUGCGAAUCCCGCCACUCCCUCGGACUCACUCGCCGAAGAAGGUUCCACGCUCAAUAGCCUGAGUGGUGGUGCGAUCGCUGCGAUCAUUGCCUCUGUCUUUGGUGCUUUUAUCAUCUUCUUCAUCGCGCUGGUGCUGUGGCGUCGAUUUGGGAAGAAGCGCCAAAGCAAGGAGCAGGAGGAGGGAAUAGAGCUCGAACACCCCUCCCCACUGCUCCCAUCGCCAACACCUUUCGACUACACUAGCAACAAGACCGUCCAGCGCGUCCAUUCGGAUCCCGUUUGGGAUGACAGCAUGGGCAACCCUUACGCCCUAAAAGGUCUUCCAUCGACACCUCCCGUCCCACUCCGCCACCCAUCCCGGCCCCAAGGUUUCGGAGCGACGGUGAUCCCAAGAAGUCCUGGUCCAGUGCGACCUGCCGAUCAAGGAUUCGACUUCGGUCUGACUAGGAAGAAGGAUGAUGGAUUCGAAGAAGCACCAAGGAGGGAUGCAGGAGAGACGGAGAGAGACAUGGGCGAGGCAGAGAGAAACGGAGUCCGUCCAGGAAGAUGGUCGGCUGCAUCCUCUAUGUAUUCGCAGGAGAGUGUUCGUGGGAGCGAGGUCGGGACUUGGAAUUUUUGA
Messenger RNA from Pseudocercospora fijiensis CIRAD86, 1455 nucleotides. RefSeq lists its product as uncharacterized. The record is from RefSeq and is a predicted model, not a curated record. Bases 1 to 1455 code for a protein of 484 amino acids. Lineage: Eukaryota; Fungi; Ascomycota; Dothideomycetes; Mycosphaerellales; Mycosphaerellaceae. The transcript has 3 exons.